GUAGCUACCUCUCAGAUGCACCCUACUCACACCAGGAAAACUUUCCCCUGUUUUGAUGAGCCUGCGAGGAAAGCCGUCUUCCACAUCACACUCCUCCAUCCCCGUGGGACUGUGGCUCUGUCAAACGGCAAGGAGCAAGUUAACACCACUGUAUACACAGAGGCUGUCACACAGACCAGAUUUGAGCCAACCAAGAGCAUGUCAACCUACCUACUGGCCCUGAUUGUCUGUGACUAUUCAUUUAUCAGCGCUCAGGAGGGAGAUAUUCUGAUUCGGAUCUGGGCUCGUAGAAAAGCCAUCAGUGAAGGACAUGGAGAAUAUGCGCUCAAUCUAACAGGACCAAUCCUGUCCUUUUUUGAGGUUUAUUACAAUACCACCUACCCUCUCUCCAAAUCAGACCAGAUUGCCUUUCCUGACUUCUAUUUUGGGGCCAUGGAGAAUUGGGGACUAGUUACCUACAGGGAAACAAAUCUGCUUUACGAUCCUUUAACAUCCUCCAAUGGAAACAAGGAGAGAACAGCCACCAUCAUUGCACAUGAACUUGCACACAUGUGGUUUGGAAAUCUAGUGACCCUGAGAUGGUGGAAUGAAGUCUGGCUGAAUGAGGGCUUUGCAUCCUACGUGUCAUAUCUUGGGGCUGAUUACGCUGAAUCCACUUGGAACGUGAAAGAUCUCAUAGUUCUUGAUGAUGUGCACAGGGUGUUUGCAGUGGAUGCCCUGGCUUCCUCUCACCCCCUGUCCUCCAAAGACGAUGACAUCCAGAAGCCUGAGCAAAUCAGUGAACAGUUUGAUGUCAUCUCUUACAGCAAGGGGGCAUCAGUGUUGAGAAUGCUGUCAGAUUUUCUAACUGAACCAGUCUUCGUCCAAGGACUAAGUAGCUACCUGAAUCACUUUGCCUACAACAACACAGUGGGGACAGACCUUUGGGAUCAUCUACAACGAGCAGUAGAUGCCAGUGACAUGGAACUUCCUGGUACAGUGCAUGACAUCAUGAACCGCUGGGUCCUUCAGAUGGGCUUUCCAGUGGUCACCAUAAACACAGCCACUGGACUGAUCACCCAGCAGCACUUCUUACUGGACCCUGAUUCCGUGGGGAGUGUACCACCAUCUGACUUCAAGUACGAGUGGAUAGUACCAAUCAAAUGGAUGGAAGCAGGAGUGCUUCAGAAAGAGAUAUGGCUGCUUGAGAAAGAGGCACUAAACAAUAAAUUGAAAAGUAGUCACUGGGUACUAGCAAACAUCAAUGUGACUGGAUACUACAGGGUUAACUAUGACCGUGGCAACUGGCAACGUCUCAUCUUCCAACUGAGCACCAAUCACCAGGUCAUACCAGUUAUCAACAGGGCACAACUUGUGGAUGAUGCUUUUAAUCUAGCAAGGGCAAAGUUCAUUACCACAACAUUAGCUCUGAAAACGACAAAAUACCUCUCCAAAGAAAUUGAAUAUAUACCGUGGGAGUCGGCUCUGAACAACUUGGAUUAUUUUUACCUCAUGUUUGAUCGCACUGAGGUCUAUGGGACUAUGCAGCAUUAUGUGAGGAAUCUAGUGACACCCCUUUUUCAACACUUCAAGACUAUUACUGCAGACUGGAGUAAAGUUCCUGAUGGGCAUAAUGAGCAGUACAACCAGGUGAAUGCCAUUAGGAUUGCCUGUAGCAGUGGACUGGUUGAGUGUCAGAAUCUGACUAAAAGCUGGUUCAGUCAAUGGAUGGCUGACCCUGACAACAAUCUGAUACAUCCUAAUUUGAGGAUGACAGUGUACUGCAGUGCCAUUGCAGCAGGCGGGGCUGCAGAGUGGGAUUUUGGUUGGAACAUGUUCAAGACUGCCACUAUUGCCAGCAAUGCAGACAAACUGAUGUCAUCUCUGGCAUGUACUAAGGACCAUGAACUUCUGAAUAAGUACCUGAGAUACACUUUGGAUUCAGACAAAAUCCGUAAGCAGGAUGCAACGUCUGUCAUCGUGUACAUCUCCAGUAAUGUUGAAGGCCAAACAUUGGCUUGGGACUUUGUGACACAGAACUGGGAGUACAUGUUCACACAGUAUGGUGUUGGAUCCUUCUCAUUUGCCAAUCUUAUAAGUGGUGUGACAAUGAGAUUCUCAACGAAAGCUGAACUUGAGCAGCUCCAGAAAUUCAAGGAGGACAACUCUAAGAUUGGUUUUGGCUCAGGGACCUUGGCUUUGGAGCAGGCCAUUGAGAGAACUACAGCCAAUAUCAAAUGGGUGGAUGAGAACAAGAAGAAAGUGUGGGACUGGUUUUUGAGUGAGAUUGCCUAAAAACUCCUCAAUGCUUUGGUUGUCCAACAGACUUAAAUAUGUUAUUUUACUAUGGCAGACAAAGU
This is a messenger RNA of Salvelinus namaycush (lake trout), 2339 nucleotides long. RefSeq names its product aminopeptidase N. The transcript is spliced from 19 exons. Gene Ontology annotation, cellular component: cytoplasm. Gene Ontology annotation, biological process: proteolysis; peptide catabolic process. Lineage: Eukaryota; Metazoa; Chordata; Actinopteri; Salmoniformes; Salmonidae. Gene Ontology annotation, molecular function: metalloaminopeptidase activity; peptide binding; zinc ion binding. The coding region runs from base 16 to 2274 and encodes 752 amino acids. The record is from RefSeq and is a predicted model, not a curated record.